Messenger RNA from Salarias fasciatus (jewelled blenny), 2700 nucleotides. RefSeq lists its product as uncharacterized. The transcript has 2 exons. The record is from RefSeq and is a predicted model, not a curated record. NCBI's taxonomy places the organism in Eukaryota, Metazoa, Chordata, Actinopteri, Blenniiformes, Blenniidae. Bases 83 to 1612 code for a protein of 509 amino acids.
CUCAGGACACACGGAGCUGCGAACUCAGCCGGGAGACGUGACCUGAGGAGAUUCUUCAGUCUGAAAAACACCCCGGAGCAGCAUGAAGCUGGCCACACGUGGAGGCCUGAGCGGCCUGAAGCAGGCGGCGGUGGGCCUGGCGCUGGGAGCGGUGGGGGGCUGCAUGCUGGGCGCCACCGAGGACCCCGUGGAGAAGACGCUGUCCCUGAUGACCGCGGCCGGGCCGCUGAAGCCUCUGAUGGACGCGGUCGGCACCGUGGGGCCCUUGGGCCUGGGGUCCCUGGUGGGAGCCGCGGCGCUGACCAUGGCCAUGACGUCGGUCAUGGCCGGCGUCAUUCUGGCCGCCGUGGUGGCUUCGGUGUUCGCGGCCACGAGGAGCUGCGGCGCCUCCCACAGGGACUCCGUGGGGCUGUGGGUGAGCGCCGGGCUCGCCGGGGCCUUCGGGACCACGCUGAGCGGAGCCACGUUCGGGGGCCUCAGCGAAUGGAUCGUUCAGAGCUACGGCAUGCUGGGACUCCUCUGGACCCUGAGCGUCUUCACCGUCUUCAAGCCGCCCAUGCGCUUCCUGUUCCGGCUGCUGUGGAAGCAGGGCGAGGCCUGCUGCUCCCUGGCGUCUUCGCUGGACCGGGCCCGAGAGAGGGAGGACCUGGAGACCACCGAGCUGCAGCAGAGGCACAGGGUCACCCUGCAGAUCGAGGAGAGGAUCCUCACCCUGGACCGAGGAGGCGGCGGCGGCGACGGCGACGGCUCCACCGAUCCCAGGACCGCCUGGGCCACCGAGCGGAGGCAGAGGGAGGAGCUGGAGAGGAGGAGGAUGGAGAAUGAAGAGGCCGAGAUGAAGCAAAGGACCUUCCAAGACUGGAUCAACACCAUCGUCAGCAGACACGUGGAUUUCCUGGCGUUCUCUGGAAUCCCGAUGACGGUGGUCGCUGUCAUCACGUCUGGAUUUGGGUUGGUCGGUUUUGGACGCCACCAGUCUGUGUUCAUCGUGCUCCUGGCCCUAGUGGCGGGGAUCGGUUAUUACCUCCUGAAGUCCCCGGACUUUAAGUACUGGAUGCUGGUGGGAUGCAUGGGGAUGCUGGCGACCUUCGUCAUCGCGCUGCUGACGCUUCACGCCGGGCAGGAGGCGCUGACGGCCGCCACCAAGACCAGAGCAGCCGGAGACGAUCUGUCCAAGGAGGCCAUCAGGACUCGAGUGAACUACCAGUCCUCUCUGGAAGCGCUCCACGCCGCGUUCUUCGUGUCCAGAACGUGUCAGCUGAGCCUGGGCGCCACCGUGGGCGGGGCCCUGGUCAGGCGGGACGCCGGGGAGGUAAAGGUCAUAGCGGGGUCGGCGCUAGUGGCCGGGACCCUACUGGCCGGGGUGGAGGUGUUGGCCCCGGUGCUGGGAGACGGGGGGACGGCGGGGGCCCUGCUGGGCGUUGUGGGGGCGGCCGGGGUGUCUGUGGGCGCCGUGGCCGCCGUGGCGGUGCGGUGGUCCCAGUGGGCGGGGACUGUGGGCACGGUGGCGGGGCUGGUGGUCGGCGCGGUGGGAAUGGGGAAGUGGCACUUCGUCAACAUCGGACUGCAGAUUCCCGUAGCCUACGUCUUCGCCAUGACCAAUCCUCUGUAGCUGACGGCCGGCGCGUCGCCCCGGCGCCAGGCGGUCCAGGACGGAUUCAAACGUCCAGACGCUUUUCAACGGAUACCUCAAUGUUGAGAAUAAAAUUCUGUAAGUUUCAUAAUAUUCAUAAAUAUCAUUUUCAAGUGAAAACUGGAAACGUUUGUUGCAUUUUAGUUGUUUAGCACAUGACGAUGCUCGGAGUCACUGAAAAGGGACUUUUUGGAAACGCUCCUGCUCUACCUCCGUGUACACUGAGGAAAACGCAACUUUUUAAAAACAAGGCUCUGAUGCCCCUGAAAAUGAUGCUCAUAGAGGGUUGUUCUCUGUUUGCAGGUCUGUGUGAUUUUAUUACAAAACCAAACAACAGCGUUUCCGCCUGUUCCACAACGAAUAAACAAAAUGAUCCGUUUUCCCUCGAAGCGUUGUGGUGUGAACGGCGCCUCGGUGUUUCCUCCAGCCUGACACCUCGCCGUCGAGUCAGUGGGUCGUUCAGACACAUUCAGCUCAUUGCAGGACAUGAAAUUAUGCCGAAAUUAGGGUUUUCUUCCAUAAAUUGUAUUCAGAGACUCUCUUCACUGUUGAACAUGAUGCAGAUGUCAAGAUGAGAGCAGAAGAAACUGAUCAUGCAACUCUGUGAAAACGUGUUGUAUUUUGAGCUCAUUCAGCUUUUUUAAAGUUUGUUAUUUUCAUGUAAUGUUCAUGUUCAUCAAACAGCGGUGGAAAGGUUUGAUUCAGGAUAUUUUGGAGGAUUAUCUGCAAUGUGAGGAACUGUACUGAAACCAAAAAAUCACGUUUCCAUUUCUUAGUGUAGGAAAAUACUGUCUGCAACACUGAAAUGCUUAAAAAAAACAGUGAAGCGGGUUUUCUAUCCACUAAAAGAGUUGCUGCACAAGGCAAACAAACCUCAGAAAGUUUCCCUCCGUUGAAGUGAAACUUCUGGAUUAUUAUUAUUAUUUUUAACGUGAGUUUAUUGUUCUUCUUGUUCCAGUAAUCCAGACUGUUGUUUAUACUCAAGCUGAAGCAUGAACGUGCCAGAUGUUUUCUUUUUUUUUCCCUGAUGUACACUGAACACAUUUUUUUUAAAAGAAUUGAAUCAC